Messenger RNA from Acanthoscelides obtectus, 867 nucleotides. The record is from the annotation of a GenBank genome assembly. Lineage: Eukaryota; Metazoa; Arthropoda; Insecta; Coleoptera; Chrysomelidae.
AUGUCACGGUGGCUAAUUCCCGGAUCGAACGCACGCACCGCGCCCUACAAGAACAGUGGCGCGAGAUCGACCAAGGCGCCGGUUCUCGGCGCCGGUCUUACUAACAACGGGCCAGAUUUACAACUGGCCCAACCCGCAUCGAGCAAACGCGGGAGUGAGGACAAGGGGAGGACAGACAUAUCAAAGGCUAAGCCCGUCAGCGGCGCCAAGAAAUGCAAUACUGGCGCCAAGUCCUCCCCAAACUAUUGCACGACGUGUGACACAGCUUUUACGUCGGCAGUGCAGCUAAGAACGCACAAGAUGGCAAGAGCAUGCGAAGACAGGCUCCAAUGUAGGCACUGUCCAAUGAGAUUUGGCAGUUACAAGUCCACCCGACAGCACGAGCGGAGGGCACACCCGGUGGAAUACGCCGGUGAGAUCGAGAAGAUGCGCGGUCCUCUGCCAGAACCAGAGAUCUUGCAGAUCAUGGCGAGGAUCGAAGCCCGUGAACCAGCCGGGCGAGUUAAUAAGUGCAUGGCUGAAGCCACAGAUCUCACCGUUGACCAGGUGCGGUUCAGGAGGAGGAAGCCCGAGUAUCAGAGAUAUCUCGAGCUCGCCCGGAAGCAAUUCCGGGCCUCUGGUACUCGGAUUUUACCAGCAAAAUCUUCUUCCCCCGCCGCAUCUACUAGCGGAUCCUCCGUGGUGUGCCAGACGCCCGUGCCCGAGGGAAAGGACAAACUUAAACAACCAGCCUCCUGCGAAAACGAGCCUCUUUCGCAGGACAUGGAGUCUCCUCUGCUUCAGAAGGUAUCAGCAAGGCAGAAGCGGAUGAGGGAGAGUUGCUCACCGCACGACCUCAACCCGCCAAGAGGAAGACGGCUGGAGUAG